Molecule: messenger RNA, 1824 nt
Organism: Penicillium hordei
Lineage: Eukaryota; Fungi; Ascomycota; Eurotiomycetes; Eurotiales; Aspergillaceae
Product: F-box protein
Exons: 1
Coding region: 1-1824 (607 amino acids)
Molecular function (GO): protein binding
Source: RefSeq, a predicted model, not a curated record
AUGCAUCUGAUCACCAAUGUUUACUGUCCUUUAUGUGGCGUUAUUCUGCUGCCCGACCCCUACAGUGACGAUGACCCGGCGUCUUUGCAGUCCCACGUUCGACCUUGGUAUGCAGAAGUACGAGGUCUCUACUUAACCAAUGCUACUGCUGGCUAUAUCACCACAACUGGACUGGGGAUAGUACGCUGCCGGAACAUUCUCUAUGCGCCACUUGAUAGCGACCAAUCUUACGUCGACGUUGAGGUUGAGUUUCUGGAGGAAUGGAGGCUUUUCGGAUCAUCUGGAAGCCGUUGGUGCUUCGGAUUCCACAACUCAUGUUGGAAGUUGCUUCUCCUCAGGCUUGCUCAUGGACCGGAUCGUGCCUUCCAGAGUGAAGAGGCUAUUUCAGAAUCAAUAUUUUAUCAAUUGUAUUGCACUCCUUGUGUCCACGCAUCCAUCUUUCAAUUUGGCCACGAAUAUGAGGGCGCCGCGCAAACACACAAAUCGUUCGGGCUGCCAAAGGCAGUGGAUCUGGGCUCACACUUCUAUGCUGAUCCCUGUGCAAUUCCCUUCUUAAAGGAAUUGGAAACAGCUGCGUCCGAAUUCCGCAAAAUGCGUGGUAGUUCGCUGGGGAAAGAGAGAGAUGGUGCUCACCCAGCGGCUGCAACCACAUCAGGCAUUGAUUGCCGUAGCGAAGAGGGCACCAUUGCAUUGGGUUCCUUUGGGCCUAAUGGCAACUGCGAUUUAGUCUCAUCCCCUGAUGCUAUGACAAAACAAAUUCACGAAAUUCCGAAAAGACCUAAAUGCUACAUUUUUGAUGGACUGUCACUUGAGCUGAAUUUCGAAAUAUUCUCAUAUUUAUCCUUUGUCGAACUCCUCAAUGUGCGGCUUGUAUGUCGUGAUUUAGCUUUACUUGCAGCCGUGGAUAUGCUCCCACGGUCAUACUGGCGAAGUAGGUUUCUCCUGGGCCAGGAAGCUGAUUUUCUUUUCCCGGAUGCUACCGACACGCAGGACUGGUCUCUGCUUUUCUUCGGGACCAAAGCGUCGCUCACUACAAGGACACCGUCAAUGGUCAAUCGCAAAAGAAUUCGGCACCUGCUGGAACCCAUUGCUGCCCUUGUGGGCCUAGAGGCUGUUUUGAGAAAUGGUCCAUACGGAUUUGCCGUCGAGCCGGCAGAAAACCAAGGCAGAUACUAUCAGCCGAUUGAUUGCGAAAGCGCUGGAAACCCACCCCGGCCCAUAGAGGUAGCCAGCUUCUUUUCCGGCCAGUUAGCGUCUGUUGGCGUGGAUAGCCCCUUGGAUGAGGGAUGUCGUGUACUUUACCAUAGAAUGCAACCCUUUGUAUUCCCGCUUCAGCAGCAUCGACAGCGAAUAGGUAUUUCGACCAUCCAAUUCGGCACGCAAAUAUUUAUAUCUGGAAUAAACCUAUUUCCAUCUGGGGAGCGCAGUACCGACGGCCACCGAGUCGGAUAUCAAAAUCCAGCUUUCGAGAAGUGGAUAGAGAUACCGAACACAUUCCACGUGAAAGCUCUCGGCGUGGCGUUUUGCUCUCAAGGGCUGACAGGAAUCAAGUUUAUAUACACAGAGUCAAAUUCAUCGGGCUGGGUUGGUGAUUCCAACGGUCCAGGAAUAUCCAAUGGCGCCCUUAGCAUCCCAGAAGGGUCAAAUUUACAUUACUUGCUUGCAUGUCUAGAUCGAUACAAGAUCAUUUCACUCGGCGUCGGUAAAGUGACCAACAACCUUGAAACUCCUAAGUCCCCCCCCUCGGCGUGUUAUGGAUUCAUCCCGGGCAGAGUCUCAUUUAUGGACGCCAUAUCCCCCAGGGCACGAGGAGUUGAGAAUUAG